This is a messenger RNA of Condylostylus longicornis, 881 nucleotides long. RefSeq lists its product as uncharacterized. NCBI's taxonomy places the organism in Eukaryota, Metazoa, Arthropoda, Insecta, Diptera, Dolichopodidae. Gene Ontology annotation, molecular function: sequence-specific DNA binding. The record is from RefSeq and is a predicted model, not a curated record. The transcript has 3 exons. The coding region runs from base 61 to 879 and encodes 272 amino acids.
UAGAAAAGUGACGGGCGUAUAGUUAGAGUAAAAUUAAUAAUUUAAAAAAUACACUUAAUAAUGGUUAUUUGCGCGGUUUUUAAUUGCAAUAGCAACAGCGAUAAAAAAUUAAAAAGAAAUAUGAAUGAUUCAUCGUUCAAGGAAACGAAAUUUUUUCGAUUUCCAAAAAAUAAGGAAAUCGCAAAAAUAUGGAUACAAAAAUGUGGAAGGAAAGAUAAAUUUAAUAUCCAAAGUUCGUACAUAUGUAGUAAACAUUUUGUACAAGAACAUUAUCGGCGAAACUUACAGCAUGAACUGCUGAAUUAUUCGCCAAAAAAUAGUAAAAAAUUGAAGGAUGACGCAGUUCCGACAGAAAAUUUGCCUUCUGCAAUUGAGUCCAAGUCAAGUGAAACAGUUUCUGAACGAUUAGGAAGAUAUAUUAAAAAACAAAGACAGGAAACAGUCACUAAUAUUUUGAAAAUAGACAACCAGAUCGAAAAUCUUGACUGUGUUGAAGUUCACACUAACGAUGAAGUUCAAGAAAAAAAUUCAAAAUGUGAUCAAUCGACAAGCACGGAAGACUUAAAUGAAUGUAGUAAACCAAAAUCACCUACUAAGGAGCAAUUGAAAAACGAUAACAAGAUGUUGAGCAAACAAUGUUACUUUUUGAAGCAGGAAAAUGAUUGUUUAAAAAAUAUUUUUACGCCGAAUCAAAGGAAAAAAAUGGCUAAAAAAGGAAAUCGAGUUAAAUGGAAUAUCGAAGACAUUUCUGAAUCAAUUGCAAUUUACUCCAGCGGUCCUAAGGCUUAUAGAUUAUUACUAAAAAAGAAAUAUCCAUUUCCAGCUGUUUCAACUUUAAAAAAGUGGGUAUCUAAAAUCGAUAUAAACCCUGGAUGUUAAAC